Eubalaena glacialis (North Atlantic right whale) is the source of this 3059-nucleotide messenger RNA. RefSeq names its product glutamate ionotropic receptor delta type subunit 2 (gene GRID2). Gene Ontology annotation, biological process: synaptic transmission, glutamatergic; monoatomic ion transport; modulation of chemical synaptic transmission. The record is from RefSeq and is a predicted model, not a curated record. Gene Ontology annotation, cellular component: plasma membrane; postsynaptic membrane. The transcript is spliced from 16 exons. Bases 36 to 3059 code for a protein of 1007 amino acids. Gene Ontology annotation, molecular function: transmitter-gated monoatomic ion channel activity involved in regulation of postsynaptic membrane potential; glutamate-gated receptor activity. NCBI's taxonomy places the organism in Eukaryota, Metazoa, Chordata, Mammalia, Artiodactyla, Balaenidae.
UCCAUCCUCAAAGACAACAAUCAGCACAGGCGGAGAUGGAAGUUUUCCCCUUGCUCUUGGUUUUGUCCUUCUGGUGGUCUCGAACCUGGGACUCGGCGAGUGCGGAUUCGAUCAUUCACAUCGGAGCAAUUUUUGAUGAAUCUGCCAAAAAGGAUGAUGAGGUGUUUCGCACGGCAGUUGGCGACCUCAACCAGAACGAGGAGAUCUUACAGACUGAGAAAAUCACAUUUUCGGUGACGUUUGUUGAUGGCAACAACCCUUUUCAAGCAGUUCAAGAAGCCUGUGAACUCAUGAAUCAAGGCAUCUUGGCCCUGGUCAGCUCCAUUGGCUGCACAUCAGCUGGGUCCCUCCAGUCUUUGGCAGAUGCCAUGCACAUCCCCCACCUCUUCAUUCAGCGCUCAACAGCUGGGACCCCAAGGAGUGGCUGUGGACUCACCCGGAGCAACCGGAAUGAUGACUACACUCUCUCUGUUAGGCCACCUGUCUACUUAAAUGACGUUAUCCUGAGAGUGGUCACAGAAUAUGCCUGGCAGAAGUUAAUUAUAUUCUAUGAUAGUGAAUAUGAUAUCCGUGGAAUUCAGGAGUUUUUGGACAAAGUGUCUCAGCAGGGGAUGGAUGUUGCACUUCAGAAGGUAGAAAACAACAUCAAUAAAAUGAUCACCACUCUCUUUGAUACCAUGAGAAUAGAGGAAUUGAAUCGCUAUCGAGACACUCUUAGGCGAGCCAUCCUUGUUAUGAAUCCUGCCACAGCCAAAUCCUUCAUUACUGAGGUUGUGGAGACGAAUUUGGUUGCUUUUGACUGUCACUGGAUCAUUAUAAAUGAGGAAAUAAAUGAUGUGGAUGUACAGGAACUUGUAAGAAGGUCAAUUGGAAGGUUAACCAUCAUUCGUCAGACAUUUCCAGUCCCCCAGAAUAUAAGUCAGCGAUGUUUCCGUGGCAACCAUCGAAUAUCUUCAACGUUGUGUGAUCCAAAGGAUCCAUUUGCUCAGAAUAUGGAGAUUUCAAACCUUUACAUAUAUGACACGGUGCUUCUGCUUGCUAAUGCUUUUCAUAAGAAGCUGGAGGACCGAAAGUGGCACAGCAUGGCUAGUUUGUCAUGUAUCAGAAAGAACUCCAAGCCCUGGCAGGGAGGGCGUUCCAUGCUGGAGACCAUCAAGAAGGGUGGAGUUAGUGGGUUGACUGGAGAGCUAGAAUUUGGAGAAAAUGGAGGCAAUCCCAAUGUCCACUUUGAAAUUCUUGGAACCAACUAUGGAGAAGAGCUUGGCCGAGGUGUUCGCAAACUUGGGUGCUGGACUCCUGUCACAGGGCUGAAUGGGUCCCUGACUGACAAGAAACUGGAGAAUAACAUGCGUGGAGUGGUCCUACGUGUGGCGACUGUUCUGGAAGAACCUUUUGUAAUGGUCUCUGAAAAUGUCCUGGGUAAGCCAAAGAAAUACCAAGGCUUCUCCAUUGAUGUUUUGGAUGCCUUAUCUAACUACCUGGGUUUUAACUAUGAAAUUUAUGUUGCACCGGAUCACAAGUAUGGAAGCCCACAAGAAGAUGGGACAUGGAAUGGCUUGGUGGGAGAACUAGUGUUUAAGAGGGCCGACAUAGGGAUUUCUGCUUUGACUAUCACCCCAGACCGUGAGAAUGUGGUGGACUUUACAACACGUUACAUGGACUACUCAGUGGGAGUCCUACUUCGAAGGGCUGAAAAGACAGUGGAUAUGUUUGCCUGUCUUGCACCAUUUGAUCUCUCACUAUGGGCUUGCAUUGCUGGCACAGUUCUUCUGGUCGGUCUACUGGUCUACCUCUUGAAUUGGCUUAAUCCCCCAAGAUUACAAAUGGGAUCAAUGACUUCUACCACUCUCUACAACUCCAUGUGGUUUGUGUAUGGAUCCUUUGUGCAGCAAGGUGGGGAAGUCCCAUACACAACUCUGGCUACCCGAAUGAUGAUGGGGGCUUGGUGGCUAUUUGCUUUGAUUGUCAUCUCAUCUUACACAGCAAACCUUGCUGCUUUCCUCACUAUCACCCGCAUUGAAAGCUCCAUCCAGUCUCUCCAGGACCUUUCCAAGCAAACAGAUAUCCCUUAUGGCACAGUCCUGGACUCUGCGGUAUAUGAACAUGUUCGCAUGAAGGGAAUGAAUCCUUUUGAGAGGGACAGCAUGUAUUCCCAAAUGUGGCGGAUGAUCAACCGAAGCAAUGGAUCAGAGAAUAACGUUCUGGAGUCCCAAGCAGGCAUUCAAAAGGUAAAAUUUGGAAAUUAUGCUUUUGUAUGGGAUGCAGCUGUAUUGGAAUACGUGGCUAUCAAUGACCCAGAUUGCUCCUUUUACACCAUUGGGAAUACUGUUGCCGAUCGAGGAUAUGGAAUUGCAUUGCAGCACGGCAGUCCUUACCGGGAUGUUUUUUCACAAAGGAUCCUGGAGCUUCAGCAGAAUGGCGACAUGGACAUCUUGAAGCACAAAUGGUGGCCCAAGAAUGGCCAGUGUGACCUGUACUCCUCAGUGGACACAAAGCAGAAAGGAGGUGCCCUGGACAUAAAGAGCUUUGCAGGAGUUUUUUGUAUCCUGGCGGCGGGGAUCGUCCUCUCCUGCUUUAUAGCCAUGCUGGAGACGUGGUGGAACAAGAGGAAAGGCUCCAGGGUCCCAUCAAAAGAGGAUGACAAGGAAAUUGACCUGGAGCACCUCCAUAGACGUGUAAAUAGCUUGUGCACAGAUGACGACAGCCCCCAUAAACAGUUUUCCACCUCGUCAAUUGACUUGACCCCUCUGGACAUUGACACUUUGCCAACACGACAAGCACUGGAGCAAAUCAGUGAUUUCAGGAACACUCAUAUUACCACAACAACCUUUAUCCCAGAGCAGAUCCAGACUCUUAGCCGUACACUCUCAGCUAAAGCUGCCUCUGGUUUCGCUUUUGGCAACGUGCCUGAGCACCGAACUGGCCCUUUUAGGCACAGGGCACCUAAUGGGGGCUUUUUCAGGAGUCCUAUAAAAACAAUGUCAUCUAUUCCUUAUCAACCAACUCCUACCCUGGGGCUCAAUCUGGGUAGUGAUCCAGACCGAGGCACCUCCAUAUGA